This is a messenger RNA of Caenorhabditis briggsae, 450 nucleotides long. Bases 1 to 450 code for a protein of 149 amino acids. The record is from RefSeq and is a predicted model, not a curated record. The transcript has a single exon. NCBI's taxonomy places the organism in Eukaryota, Metazoa, Nematoda, Chromadorea, Rhabditida, Rhabditidae.
AUGCGCUCUGUAACGCUUAUCCUCGUCUUUUUCUCCAUUGAGUCCUACCAAUCUGUCAGAAGUUCGUCCAGUAGAUAUUCUGAAGCAUUGGAUCCCGCAAUUCUAACCCAGAACCACCUGGAUCUUAUGGAAUAUGGCCAGAAGACUUAUAAUUCAUCUCUACUCAAAAAACUUAUUGCCAUUAAGUCACAAAGUGAGUUGGAAGGCUUUGUGAUCCUCCGUAAAACUGAUGAUUUAGCUAUUAAAAGCUCCCUCCGAUUCUAUCCGGCUCUGCUUGGAGAUCUUCUACUGGAAUCUGCGUACUUUUAUGGGGAUGUUGAAAUUCAUGGAUAUGCAGUGGCUGGAAUUUGGCAUCUGUUGAGAUACAAAUUCGAGUUGGUGGAGGGUGAUAAGAGUCCAAGUGGUUAUGUGUUGAAAGAAUUGUUCCGUUGUUAUAAAGAGAAAUGUUGA